This is a messenger RNA of Juglans microcarpa x Juglans regia, 5070 nucleotides long. RefSeq names its product serine/threonine-protein kinase VPS15. The record is from RefSeq and is a predicted model, not a curated record. Gene Ontology annotation, biological process: autophagy of peroxisome; macroautophagy; protein targeting to vacuole. Gene Ontology annotation, molecular function: ATP binding; protein binding; protein serine/threonine kinase activity. Lineage: Eukaryota; Viridiplantae; Streptophyta; Magnoliopsida; Fagales; Juglandaceae. Gene Ontology annotation, cellular component: phosphatidylinositol 3-kinase complex, class III, type I; late endosome; phosphatidylinositol 3-kinase complex, class III, type II.
AGGAAACAUUGGAAACCCGAAUCACCCGAUCCCAAUCCACAACAAAUUGAAGAUCCUUCGCUCGAAACGGGAAACUCGACGCUCAAAUACGUUUCGGAAUCAAUCACCGUUAGCAAAAAGGCCUCAGUCGUCCCCUUCCUUCGCAGACACACAAAUGGUUGCUCAGGACGCAACCACAGAAGAAUGAGAAUAAGCGUGCGCGGCGCAGAGGCACGGAAUGGGCAACAAGAUCGCGCGCACCACCCAAGUCUCCGCCUCCGAGUACUACCUCCACGACCUGCCGUCCUCCUACAACUUGGUCCUCAAGGAGGUUCUCGGCCGAGGCCGUUUCUUCAAGUCGAUUCUCUGCAAGCACGACGAGGGCUUGGUCCUCGUCAAGGUCUAUUUCAAGCGUGGCGAUUCCAUUGAUCUCAGAGACUACGAGCGCCGUCUCUUCCAGAUUAAAGAGAUUUUCCUUGCCCUUGAUCACCCUCACGUUUGGCCCUUUCAGUUCUGGCAAGAAACAGAUAAAGCAGCUUACCUUUUGAGGCAGUACUUCUUCAAUAAUCUACAUGAUCGACUAAGUACUCGGCCUUUCCUCAGUCUAGUCGAAAAGAAGUGGUUGGCUUUUCAGCUACUUCUUGCUUUGAAACAGAGCCACGAGAAAGGAAUUUGCCAUGGUGAUAUAAAGUGUGAGAAUGUGCUGGUCACUUCUUGGAAUUGGCUUUACCUUGCUGACUUUGCAUCCUUCAAACCCACUUAUAUUCCCUAUGAUGACCCUUCUGAUUUCUCCUUUUUCUUUGAUACUGGAGGAAGAAGGCUCUGUUAUCUUGCACCUGAAAGAUUUUAUGAGCAUGGAGAUGAGAUGCAGGUUGCACACGAUGCACCUUUAAGACCAUCUAUGGAUAUCUUUGCUGUAGGGUGUGUAAUUGCUGAGCUUUUCCUUGAGGGUCAGCCACUAUUUGAACUCUCCCAGCUUCUUGCCUAUCGUAGAGGGCAAUAUGAUCCUAGCCAACAUCUUGAGAAGAUCCCUGAUUCUGGAAUCCGCAAGAUGAUACUACAUAUGAUUCAAUUGGAACCAGAGUCGCGACUUUCUGCUGAGAGCUACCUGCAGGAAUAUGCAGCUGUCGUGUUUCCAAGAUAUUUCUCGCCAUUUCUGCAUAAUUUCUACUGCUACUUGAAUCCUUUUCAUUCUGAUACAAGGGUUGCGGUAUGCGAGAGAGUUUUCCGUGAGUUACUUAAGCAUAUGAUGAACAGUAAUGGCUCUAGUGAUGAACUGUCACAAGAAAUGGUUGCAAAACAAAACAUCAAUUGGACAAAGGACUCUUCAAGGAAGAGAGAGCAGAUGUUAAUUCGUGACCAGUUUGAACUUCUCGGUGACUUUAAUAUGCUGCUCAGGGAUGUUAAACAGAAUAAUGAUUACCCUAGUGCCAAGCCGAUGCUUGAAGAUGCAGCCAAUACUGAUUUUUCCCAAAAUCUUAAAACCCAUGCAAUGCAAUCACCUGGUGAUCUACUUCAAACUAUCUCCAAUGCAUUUAGGAGAAAUGAUCAUCCCUUUCUGAAAAAGUUUACAAUGAAUGAUUUGAACACAUUGAUGACUGAGUAUGACAGCCAAUCAGAUACCUUUGGCAUGCCUUUUUUACCCUUACCUGAAGACAGUAUGAGAUGCGAAGGAAUGAUUCUGAUUGCCUCUCUUCUUUGCUCCUGCAUAAGAAAUGUCAAGUUGCCUCAUUUGAGGAGGGUAGCCAUACUUUUGCUCAAGUCUUCUGCACUAUAUAUUGAUGACGAAGAUCGGUUGCAGCGAGUGCUUCCAUAUGUUGUUGCAAUGCUUUCUGAUCCAGCCGCAAUUGUGCGUUGUGCUGCCUUGGAGACUUUGUGCGAUAUUCUGCCUUUAGUUCGAGAUUUUCCUCCCAGUGAUGCAAAAAUCUUUCCAGAGUAUAUUCUUCCAAUGCUUUCCAUGCUACCUGAUGAUCCCGAGGAAAGUGUCAGAAUCUGUUAUGCCAGCAAUAUUGCUAAACUAGCACUCACUGCUAACAGAUUCUUGAUUCACUCAAUAAGCAUGAGUGAGGCAGGAGUUCUUAAUGAAUUGACUUCCACACAGAAGCCAAUGGCAUCAUAUAAUGAGACAUCUGAAAGGAUAAAUAGUGAUGCACGACUAGCACAGCUGAGGAAAUCCAUUGCAGAGGUUGUUCAAGAACUUGUUAUGGGUCCAAAGCAGACACCAAAUAUCAGGAGGGCACUCCUCCGGGAUAUUGGCAAUCUAUGCUGUUUCUUUGGGCAGAGACAGAGUAAUGACUUUCUGUUGCCCAUCUUACCUGCUUUUCUAAAUGAUCGGGAUGUGCAGCUAAGGGCAGUGUUCUACGGCCAAAUUGUGUAUGUAUGCUUCUUCGUGGGCCAAAGAAGUGUGGAGGAAUAUCUUCUACCUUACAUUGAGCAAGCUUUAAGUGAUGCAUCCGAGGCUGUAAUUGUCAAUGCUUUGGAUUGCUUGGCCAUUCUGUGUAAAAGGGACUUCUUACGGAAGAGGAUACUGCUUGAGAUGAUAGAACGUGCCUUUCCAUUAUUAUGUUAUCCCAGUCAAUGGGUACGAAGAUCUGCUGUAACUUUCAUUGCAGCCAGCAGUGAGAGCUUAGGUGCAGUAGAUUCCUAUGUUUUCCUUGCCCCAUUUAUACGGCCUUUCCUCCGCAGACAACCAGCAUCUUUAGCUUCUGAAAAGGCUCUCCUUUCAUGUUUAAACCCUCCAGUCACAAGAGAGGCAUGCUAUCAAGUCUUAGAAAAUGCUAGGAGUUCGGAUAUGUUAGAGAGACAGAGAAAGAUAUGGUACAACUCAUCACCACAUUCUAAACAAUGGGAAACCAUGGAUUUAUUCAAGGGAGGGUCAAUGAAGAGUUGGCCAGAUAACCAACGAAGUACUGAAGAUAAAAAACCUGUGGGCAAUGCAUUACAACAGCCUGAGCUAGCUGAAUAUGAUGAUUGUGAGGCUAAGUUGAGAAGUGUGGGAAACUAUAUUCGCAAUGCUUCUAGCACAAUUGAUAUUCGUGACCUAGGCUCAGAAAAGUUAAAAUUCUCAGGCUUUAUGUCACCACAGGUUAGUGGUGUGAGUAGUUUUAUGUGCGAUAAAUCAUCUGAAGGGAUACCAUUGUAUUCCUUCAGCUUGGACAGGCGGGCAGCUGGAAUGCCUCCUGCCUCAUCUGAUUCUCCAUUACAAGUAAACUCCCCUGGAAUUGGUUCAUCAUCCAUGCCUUGGAUGGAUCCUGUAAAUAAAUCAUUUAGCCUGGCUAGUUCAGUUCCAGCACCUAAGCUUGUUUCAGGCUCAUAUAGCGUCAGCAAUGGUUCUAAACAGUUCCAUAGAGUGGUACAUGAACCAGAUGGCAAUGAUAAUGAUCAAAUGGUUUGUGUUAAUGGAAAAUUUCAAGAGACUGGAUCAUCUGGCAUAAUGAAAGGCAGUUCUAUUAUGGUGGAAGAUGCCUCCAGUUCAAAUGAUUUGACAGGAUUGCCAACUUUUGCACGAACAUCAUCAAUUCCAGAUUCAGGUUGGAGGCCACGAGGAGUGUUGGUUGCACACCUUCAGGAGCAUCGCUCGGCGGUUAAUGACAUAGCCAUAACUUCUGAUCAUAACUUUUUUGUGAGUGCAUCUGAUGAUUCCACUGUCAAGGUUUGGGAUUCGAGAAAAUUGGAAAAGGACAUCUCGUUUAGGUCAAGGCUAACUUAUCACUUAGAAGGAAGCCGGGCACUGUGUGCUACAAUGCUUCCGAGCUCUGCUCAAGUUAUUGUUGGAGCAUGUGAUGGCAUGAUACACAUGUUUUCUGUUGAUCAUAUUUCUAGAGGUCUUGGCAAUGUUGUCGAGAAGUAUUCAGGCAUUGCUGAUAUAAAAAAGAAGGAUGUUAAGGAAGGUGCUAUACUCAGCCUUCUGACCUACUCUGCCGAUAGUUCUUUCAGUCAGAUGGUACUGUUUAGUACCCAAAAUUGUGGGAUCCAUCUGUGGGAUACAAGAAAAAACUCCAGCUCAUGGACACUUAAAGCAACUCCAGAGGAGGGCUAUGUGUCGUCUUUGGUAAACGGUCCUUGUGGGAAUUGGUUCGUGUCAGGAUCUUCAAGGGGUGUGCUUACUCUUUGGGAUCUGAGGUUCCUUGUACCUGUGAAUUCAUGGCAGUAUUCUCUUCCAUGCCCCAUAGAGAAAAUGUGCCCUUUUGCUCCUUUUGUUCCUCCCCAAAAUGCUUCUGUAUCUACCACUGCAAGACCCCUUAUUUACGUUGCUGCUGGUUGCAAUGAAGUUUCUCUUUGGAAUGCAGAAAAUGGGAGCUGCCACCAGGUGUUGCGAGUGACGAACUAUGACAAUGAUGCUGAAAUGGGUGAUGGUCCUUGGGCCUUAGCAAGACCAUCGAGUAAGUCAAACCCUAAAUCAGAUCUGAGACGGAAUGUCAAUCCAAGGUACAGAGUUGAUGAACUGAAUGAACCAUCUUCUCGGCUUCCUGGUAUUCGUUCAUUGCUUCCCUUACCUGGGGGUGAUUUGUUAACUGGUGGUUCUGAUUUGAAGAUACGCCGAUAUCAUUACAGUCCCGAUCGAACUUAUUGUAUCUGUGGGCCAAACUUGAAUGGAGUUGGGAACGAUGAUUUCUAUGAAGCUAGAUCUAGUUUUGGUGUGCAAGUUGUGCAGGAGACAAGGAGACGGCCUCUAACUAGUAAGUUGACAUCAAAGGCAGUUCUUGCAACUGCUGCCACCGACUCUGCAGGUUGCCACCGUGACUCCAUUCUAGCUCUCGCUUCUGUAAAGUUGAACCAGAGACUCUUGAUAUCGAGCAGUAGAGACGGGGCUAUCAAGAUUUGGAAGUAAAUGACUUAGGCAUACCCAUGAUGAUGUACAUAUUUAAGGCCAAUGCUGUUUGAAAUUGUAUAUUAUAUUCCAUGACUACCAUACAUACAUAUGAAGUUAUACCACUCUGAGUUGUACAGCACGUAAGCAUGUAGGAUUAGUUAGCAGAUUGUAGUGCUGGAUGCUAGGUUUCGAGGACAUUAUUUUAUAUAUUCUUUUAAAUUAUAUUUUGCCCAUAAAAAGAGUGAAUCUAGAGAUCGGAAAUAGAUUUUCCCAAGUAA